Opisthorchis viverrini is the source of this 903-nucleotide messenger RNA. RefSeq lists its product as hypothetical. The record is from RefSeq and is a predicted model, not a curated record. NCBI's taxonomy places the organism in Eukaryota, Metazoa, Platyhelminthes, Trematoda, Opisthorchiida, Opisthorchiidae. The transcript has 5 exons. The coding region runs from base 1 to 903 and encodes 300 amino acids.
AUGGUUUAUCCGACCGCAAGCGGGAGAAGUCAUUCUGUUGUCGAAAAAGAAGCAUAUGCUGUCGUCGAAGCGACCCGCAAAUGGCGCCACCAUCUUAGGAGACAUUUUAAACUGAUUACGAAUUAUUGUUGGUUUGUUUCUAUAUAUGGAACCAACAAAAGAAUUGGAAAGAUUGAACGGUGGGAAUUCGAAUUGGCGGGGCGUAACCACGACGUCGUCUAUAGACCAGGAGCGGACAGCGGGUUGUCGAUGCCUUUUCUUGUAACCCAUGUACCAACGUUGUUGGCACGUAGAGCUUCAAGAGCUUCAAAACAUAUCAUACGAUCUCAGAAUCUCAAGAUUUUGCGCAUGUUAACUCAAAAUAAAAGUGUAACUUUUCGUUGUUAUCUUUUCAAAGCCACUUUUGAACUCCUUAGUAUUAGCUUUAAAGGCUCAGUUCCUUCAAACACUCGAAAUUGCCUCUUAGGGGCGAGAUGGACCAAGUGGUUAGAACGCGAAUUUACUGACCGGAAGGCCCGUGGUUCGAACCCGAUUUCUGCCUCUCGACUUCCCCUAUCAAGGCUUGGGCAACCUGGCAGUAUCCCAGCCCUCGUGCCUCUUUCGUGUGGCAUGGCAGCUAGGCACCGGAAGGGUGCUACAGCUGAACGAUUUAAUUCGCACCACAUUGCCUCUCAGUCACCAUGCGCCCAUAUAUCCUUUUCUACCACUAUAAUCAUCGACAGCAUGACAUCAGUGCUGAACACCGAUGCUUCACCGUCGUACAACUAUGAUUUACUUGAAGAGACGAAGAGACUGGAUCUUACCGUGUUAGACCCUUUGGAAAACCAUCAGUCUCGUUCACCUCUCAACCUGCUUGCCACACAUGGGGUGGUUAUCCUUCUGGAUGCUGUCCACUGUACCUGA